Messenger RNA from Halichondria panicea, 1426 nucleotides. Its product is annotated as DDB1- and CUL4-associated factor 13-like. The transcript is spliced from 3 exons. The record is from RefSeq and is a predicted model, not a curated record. Gene Ontology annotation, biological process: maturation of SSU-rRNA from tricistronic rRNA transcript (SSU-rRNA, 5.8S rRNA, LSU-rRNA). Gene Ontology annotation, molecular function: protein binding. Gene Ontology annotation, cellular component: small-subunit processome; nucleolus. The coding region runs from base 1 to 1344 and encodes 447 amino acids. Lineage: Eukaryota; Metazoa; Porifera; Demospongiae; Suberitida; Halichondriidae.
AUGAAGGUGAAGGUUUUGCUCAGAAAUCAUCAGGACUACGUUCGUCAGCGUAAGAGUGACAUUCAUAAGUUGCCUAGGAACUUGGACCCUGCAUUGCAUCCAUUGGAGGGGCCGAGGGAGUAUGUACGAGCCCUGAAUGCAACCAAACUAGACCGUGUGUUUGCUAAACCAUUCAUCAGUAGUCUGUCUGGCCACACUGAUGGAGUGUACUGCAUGGCCAAGCACCCCACACAACUAUCAACACUCCUCUCUGGGUCUUGUGAUGGGGAAGUGCGUGUGUGGAGUCUCUCCUCUCAGGAUUGCCUAGCAACCAUCCAGGCACACUCGGGUUUUGUACGAGGUCUCUGUACGGACAGGCAAGCACGAUCCAUCAUUACAGUCGGGGAAGACAAAGUGGUCAAAACAUGGCGAUACCCAGACAACCUCAGCGAUAUUAACUCUAAAUUUUCACCAGUUACUUCAACUAUUGGGAAAUCUGUCUUUCUAGGAGUUGAUCACCAUUGGACCAAAUCGAUAUUUGCCACUUGUGGAGAGAAGGUUGAUAUAUGGGACAGUGAUCGUUCGGAACCUGUUCGCUCGUUCACAUGGGGAGUGGAUAGUAUCACUAAUAUAAAGUUCAAUCCAAUAGAAUGCAAUGUUCUCGCUACAACAGGAUCUGACAGGACUAUCGCAUUGUACGAUAUUCGAGGUUCCACUCCACUGCGAAAAGUCAUUCUCAGUAUGAAAUCGAACGGAAUAUCGUGGAAUCCGAUUGAAGCUUAUCAUUUCACUGUGGCUAAUGAGGACUCAAACUUGUACACAUUUGACAUGCGUAAACUGGACCAACCACUGAAUGUACAUAUGGAUCACGUCAUGGCUGUACUAGAUGUCGACUAUUCACCAACUGGUCAAGAAUUUGUUUCGGGAAGUUUCGAUAAAACUGUACGGAUAUUUCGACGUGAAGAUGGUCGCAGUCGUGAUGUAUAUCAUACUAAGAGAAUGCAGAGAAUAUUCUGUGUCCAGUGGAGUGCUGACUCGGCGUAUAUUCUAACAGGGAGUGAUGAAACAAACAUUCGAUUAUGGCGGUCCCAAGCCUCGCACAAAGCAGGUAAGCUGAGACCACGGGAGAGAGCUGCGCUGCAGUAUGCUGAUAAGCUGAGACACAGGUUUCGGUUCCACCCUCAGAUUCGACGUAUUGCACGUCACCGGCACAUGCCCAAGAUGGUGUACAAGGCUGCUAAAGAGAAGAGAACAAUUUUGGCUGCUCAGCUGAGAAAGAGAGACAACGUCAUCAGACACAGUAAACCAGGAACUGUACAGCUAGUGCCACAGAGAAAGAAGAACAUUGUGACUGUUGUAGAGUAGGCUAUAUUCGAGGGCGUCUAUCUUUAAAAGCACAAUAUUUUUAUAUAACUCGCCCUCUAAGUUUGCUCUGUUAAAUAGGCGG